ACAUACAUGUGAAUUCAGAUAUAAUGUGUUAACAUCACUGGUCGUUGUACCUUUAAUUAAUUAUUAAGUAAGAUGCGGUAACCUUCUACAUAAGUAUUUUGAAAACUGGGUAAUUAACACAGUUUGUGGUGGGGACCUUUAUAGUACUACAGCACAAUAAUUUUUUAAUAACGUGUAUUCCAGUAACAGUGAUCCAUUCACUAUGAAGUUAUAUUUGUGUAUCAUUUCUUUUGUUUUCCAAAUUUCUAAUUUGGAGUCCAAAAUAAUACCUGACUAUUUGCCAAAAUUAUGCUCGAUAUCAACGAACAACUAUGACGAGUGCGCCACUAAUACGCUUAAGGAUUGGGGUCCCUAUCUUCUAAAUGGAAUUAAGGAGAUCAAUUUUCCAAAAAUGCACCCUCUGCACGUACCAUUAGUCGCGGUGAAUCGCACGCUGAGCGCAGAUCUGGCCAUGGAUGCUGUCUUAAGGGAUGCAUUGUUCUAUGGAUUCAAUGGAACACAAUUUAAAUAUUUCAAAUUUGACCCUCAAACUAAAACUGGCGAAUUAAGUUUUAACGUUCCUCUAUUAUGGGCAACCAUGGAAUAUGAACUAGCUGGCCGCGCCUAUACCCUUGACCUUAAGGGUUCUGGGUAUUGCAAAGGAGUAACAAGCGAUGUCGAGUUUCUUUUCCAAUUCAAAUUGAAGACAGUGGAAAAAUUGGGAAUUAAUUAUUUUACAUUUGAAAAGUUCGUCGGAAAGAGUACAAUUGAGAAUGGAUAUGCGAAACUAAAGUCAAAAGAUCCAGCAUUUCAGUAUGCACUCGACCUAAUCGCUGACAUCUUUAACGAAAAUCCUAGGAGACUACUCGACGCGUUUCACCCGGUUUAUGAAGAAAUGGUCACCUAUUUCUUUGGAUUAUUAGGUGAACAGGUGCUCAGUACAAUUCCCGCCCAAGAAAUCUUACCCGAGUAACUAAAUGAACGAAGAACGUAGACAUAGUAAAAACAAUAUUAGCGGUUACCUGAACUAUUUCUUGUAUCAUCGACCAUCCUCAAAUUUCUCGCUUUAAUCACUACGACAGUAAGGCGCUCGGCGGACGGAAGGUAGGCCAAGGAAACCAUAAGCUCUCCCAGAUCUAAUCGAGCAUCAUGCUCGAACGACGGACUCAGGCCUUUCCAUAAAUCGACCUUUUCACUCAAAUCAAUAUUGGCUAAGGGCAGCUGCACACCUCCGAUACUAUAGUGGCGCGAAUACGCGUCGAAAUUGUAUAGUACUACUUCCAAAGUGUGGCGACCCAAAGUGGCAGCUUUAACUUCGAACACGAAAUCUUCGUCAAACACUGAAACAAGAAAAUGGUACACCGGUGUUAGUUUUUUUCUUUAUAUAAUCUGUACCAGUGUAAUAUCCAGUAGUUUUUUAAAUGUUUCUUUUGUUCACAGUCAUUGUACAAAAAAAAAACAAGAAAAUGAAAGUAGAA
Messenger RNA from Photinus pyralis (common eastern firefly), 1457 nucleotides. RefSeq lists its product as uncharacterized. Lineage: Eukaryota; Metazoa; Arthropoda; Insecta; Coleoptera; Lampyridae. Bases 203 to 952 code for a protein of 249 amino acids. The transcript has 5 exons. The record is from RefSeq and is a predicted model, not a curated record.